UUUCAGGAAAUGCAAGACAUUUAAUUCUUUGAAGCCGUAUAACUGUGUUGUUGUAUAUAACCAGGAUAAAACGGCCGCUGUUCCCUUAUUAACCUUUGUCAUGAAAAGCAGGGCUCACAGAGGUCACACGGCGCUGACGGCUGUAAAACCUCUCGGAGUUCAGUGUUUUUAAAGAAGCUGGCAGCCGGUAAUUGGCUAACCGACGGAUACCGUUGUGUUGAUAUUUGUUAGCAUUAUUGCAGCUAGUGAUGGAGUUGUCUCAGAGGGAGCGUCUGUCGGAGCUGGUGGAGGAACUGACCACAUCGGGACAGCUACAGCUCAACCAAGACAAAAUGCGGGAGGUCAAAAAGCUGUGCAAAGUGUCUAAUGACUGCAUAGACCACGUGUACCACUCAGUGAUGUCCCAGCUGAACCAAGAACAUGCUGAGAUCCGGCUAUCUGCCUUCCAGAUAGCCAGUGAGCUCUUCUCCAGAUCACACCAUUUCAGGAUGCUGCUAGUGGACAACUUUCAGGAGUUCUUGGAGCUGACGGUGGAGACAGAUUCCAAACUGCCCCUCCCUCCUCCUAAAGAAGUAGCCAGGAAACUGAGGGCGCUGGCCAUCCAGACUGUGCAAUCAUGGCAAACGUCUUAUGGCUCUGCUUAUAAGAAGCUGGCACUGGGCUACCACUUUCUCAAACAGGUUAAAAAGGUGGACUUCCAGGAUGCUGAGGCGAGAACGGUAGCAGAGAGGAGGAGGGAGGAUGAGAGACAGAGGAGAAUGGAGAGGAUCUACAAGGAGAAAGUGGAAGCAGCAGCUAAAGACAUGGAGGAGUCGUGCCAAGAAAUAGAAGCAACACUGGCAGAGAUGGAAUCCUGUAUGAGGCUGCUUUUCCCUGAAGUUGGCCUCUCAGACAUCCAAACAGCCAAUAGCAGCCCCAACUCCCAACCAGCCAAUGAGUGUCCUUCAGAUGAUGAUCAGCCCUGCUGCAGCAAAGACCUGAGAGCUGAUGGCAGAGAGGGAAAGAUACAAGAAAGAGAGGAAAAGAAAGGAGACAGAGGAAUGACAAAGGAGAACAGGAAUAACAGGGAGGAGAAAAGUGAGAGGGAAAAAGAGAAGAAAGGGUCUGAAGGUUUGGAGGGGAAGGACGGGAAUAAGCAGGAAAUGAACAAGUGUAAGGAAGGUGAAAUUAGUGGAGAGAAGAAGGGAGACGUGGAGGCAGAGCAAGAAGAAGAGGAAGGAAGUAGUGCGGGAGAUGAAGAGGAAGAGGCCAAUUAUGAAGACUUUAUCAGGAACUCCGGGCUCAUCUCUCACUCCUACAGUCUGGACCUGAACUUCAGUCCUGGUCUUCAUGUGAAAGAGACAGAGGAUAAUGAGCCAGUGGUUUCCACUGUGAUAGACCUUCAUAAACUGAUAACAAGCAAAUACCUGCCAGCUGUGCAGAGCUGGGUUCAGGUCUUCACUAAGUCAGGUGCUGAGCAGCAGCUGUUGAGAAGAGCACUCAAUCUGAAGAGGUCUUUGGAAGCUGCACUGCAGAAACACAAGGAGCUUCACAUUGACUACAAGACCAGGGUCCGCAAAGUGAUGAAGGUCUCUUCAGAUGGAGAGGAAGAUGACGAUGACGAUGAUUUUGAUGAAGUUCCAGAGAAAGAGGGUUAUGAGCCGCACAUUCCAGAGCAUCUGCGUGCCGAGUAUGGUUUGGAUCCCUCUCCUUCCACCUCAACAGGAGCAGUCACAGAAAAGAAACCUUCCGCUAAAAAACCUGCAGCUGGUCCUCCUUCAUCCUCCUCCUUUUCUUCAAUCAGGCAGUUAAAGCGGCUUGAAGAAGAGGCGCAGGAUCCAACCUCUGCUGCUGCCACACUUUGCCUCCUUAGACAGAAGAUCCCAAUGCCCACAGAAUCCAGCAGCGGCUCCUCAGGCCCCAGUUCAUCUCAGCCCAGUUCAGACAAGAACAGUGUGGAGGUUCCAGUGGUUCCAUUUGGUUUGGACAUAUUCUACUGGGGUCAGGAACAGCCCAGUGCUGGCAAGAUCAUUAAGUCAGCCUCUCAGCAUCAGUUCUGGGUUCCUGCAGCGGUGGAGGAGGAGGUGGAGAACCAAGAGAUGUUGGCAGAGAGCAGGAGCAGAUACAUCUCCUUCCCUGGGAGCUUCAUUCCUGUCAGCCAUUUCUGCAGAGCUCCAAUGAGUAAUGGAAAGCUGUGUCAGCGACAGGACCGCUUCAAGUGUCCUUUCCACGGCCCCAUUAUUCCACGAGACCAGGAGGGUCGACCCUGCAGGCAGGAGGACCGACUGAGGGAGGAGCAGGAGGAAAGGAGGAAGAGAGAGCAGGAGCCCGACUGGCGAGAUGCAGAGCUGAUGCGAGACAUCGAGGCAGCGACGGGAGAGGACCUGGGCUCUGCCCGUUUGGGUGGUAAAAAAGGCAAAGGGAAGAAGAAGAAAUACCCCAACCUCAGUGACCUGAAGCAGAGUACCAACACGUCCCGCUGCAGACUGGAGAAAAAAGUCUUCAACAAGAGUUCCCUGCGCAGAGUGGCUCAGUUAAUGAACAAAGCUGACAAGAGAAAACACGACAAGUUCUCCAACCAGUUCAACUACGCUCUCAACUAACCUGCACGUGCCUUUAACUCCAGAGUGUUUCUAUCAGUAACCACUGAACACCUGUCAAAGGAUCAUUCCUGUGUGUAUCAUAGUUAUGUGAAUAUGAAUGUGACACAUGAUAGAGAUGAUAUAAGAGUUUGAAGCAGCGUGAAGGAAAAGCUUUUCAUGAAGCAGGUGCUCAUCCGUAUGAGUGUGUUCUACCUCUGUGACUGCUUUCUCACACUGGAUGGAUCGCAGCCAAACUACCAGACAUGAAACUUGUUUCUUGCAGUCUCACUCACACCAGUUGCUUUCAGUGGAUUUUUUUUUUUUUUUUUUUUUACACUUUUUAU
Messenger RNA from Archocentrus centrarchus (flier cichlid), 2905 nucleotides. RefSeq names its product UV-stimulated scaffold protein A (gene uvssa). Lineage: Eukaryota; Metazoa; Chordata; Actinopteri; Cichliformes; Cichlidae. Bases 249 to 2582 code for a protein of 777 amino acids. Gene Ontology annotation, molecular function: RNA polymerase II complex binding. The record is from RefSeq and is a predicted model, not a curated record. The transcript is spliced from 15 exons. Gene Ontology annotation, biological process: response to UV; transcription-coupled nucleotide-excision repair. Gene Ontology annotation, cellular component: chromosome.